This is a messenger RNA of Prosopis cineraria, 1918 nucleotides long. Its product is annotated as ent-kaurene oxidase-like. Bases 93 to 1649 code for a protein of 518 amino acids. Lineage: Eukaryota; Viridiplantae; Streptophyta; Magnoliopsida; Fabales; Fabaceae. The transcript has 8 exons. The record is from RefSeq and is a predicted model, not a curated record. Gene Ontology annotation, cellular component: chloroplast outer membrane; endoplasmic reticulum. Gene Ontology annotation, molecular function: iron ion binding; ent-kaurene oxidase activity; heme binding. Gene Ontology annotation, biological process: gibberellin biosynthetic process.
AUUGAGAGAGGCAGCUAUAAAUACAGGUCUCAUCACAGAAGACUGCUGAUUCUGUGUCAGAAAUAGUGCGAAUAUCCAUCUCUAAAAGAGCAAUGAAUUCAGUGAAAGACAUCCUCGAACAUGUUCCUGGGGAGGCCCGGGUCACCACUAUCGCUCUGGGUGGCUUUUCUCUGUUGCUGUUCAUCUUCUUCCUUGGAAGAUUCAGCAGCUUCUUCAAAAGCAACCAUUCCCCCAACCUCCCCCGAGUGCCAGAAGUUGCAGGACGGCUACCUCUGAUCGGGAAUCUGCUGCAGCUGAAGGAGAAGAAACCUUACAAGACUUUCACAAAGUGGGCUGAGCAAUAUGGACCAAUUUACUCCAUCCAAGCCGGUGCUUCCACUCUUAUUGUUCUCAACACCACCGAGGUGGCCAAGGAGGCGAUGGUCACCAGAUAUUCCUCCAUUUCAUCAAGGAAGCUGUCAAAUGCACUUAUGAUUCUCACUUCUAAUAAAUGUUUGGUUGCUAUGAGUGACUACAAUGAUUUUCACAAAAGGGCCAAAAGACAUAUUCUCGCAAACGUUCUAGGAGCGAAUGCACAGAAGCAACACAGGUGCCACAGAGAAGCCAUGAUGGACAACAUGUUAAAGCAGUUGAGUGAACAUGUGAAGACCUCCCCCAACCAGGCUGUAAAUUUCAGGGAUAUAUUUGCGCCUGAACUUUUUGGACUGGCUCUAAAGCUAGCUGUGGGAGAUGUUGUGAAUGCCCUCUAUGUGGAAGAGCUUGGCCGCACCUUAACAAAAGAAGAGAUGUAUAAGAUUCUAGUACUUGACUUGAUGGAGGGUGCAAUUGAAGUGGAUUGGCGCGAUUUCUUCCCGUAUCUGAAAUGGAUUCCAAAUAAAAGCAUGGAGGACAAAAUUCGUGGAAUCGAUUUCCGCAGAAAAGCGGUCAUGAGGGCAUUGAUAAAGGAGCAGAAGAAGCGAAUUGCAUCUGGGAUGGGAGUAAACUGUUACAUUGACUAUCUAUUAUCAUCAUCGGAAAUAAAUGAACUGGCCGAAGACCAAAUUCUGAUGCUGCUUUGGGAGCCCAUUGUUGAGACAUCAGAUACUACAUUAGUGACUUCGGAAUGGGCUAUCUAUGAACUCGCCAAGGACAAGAACCGACAGGAGCGACUGUGUGAGGAACUCCGAAAUGUUUGUGGACAAGAGAUGGUCACUGAUGACCAGUUGUCAAAGCUACCAUAUUUAGGGGCUGUAUUCCAUGAAACCUUGAGGAAGCACAGUCCUGUUCCAAUCGUGCCUCUUCGAUACGCCCACGAAGACACCCAGUUGGGAGGAUAUCACAUUCCCGCCGGAAGCGAGAUAGCAAUAAACAUAUAUGGAUGCAACAUGGAGAAGGAGAGGUGGGAGGAUCCGUACGAGUGGAAACCGGAGAGGUUUCUGGAAGGGGGUUUUGACAGUGGGGAUUUGUACAAGACGAUGGCGUUUGGAGCGGGAAAGAGGGCGUGUUCAGGCAGCCUUCAGGCUUCGUUAAUCGCAUGCGUUGCAAUUGGCAGAUUUGUUCAGGAGUUUGAGUGGGAGCUCGUUGGAGGGGAAGAAGACAAUGUGGAUACUAUGGGCCUCACCACACACAAGCGCUACCCCCUGCUUGCGAAAAUCAAGCCCAGGAAUUAACGGGGAGGAUUUGGUCACUCUGGUUCUCUUCCAAAAUUGAACUCUACAUGUGUCUCUGAGACAUGGCAACUUUAUAACCCUGCUUUCCCCCUUUUGGCUAUUAUCAUCCUUCAAUAAGAACUACUUAGCGUGAGUUUAGUUUUUAAUUUACAUUUAAUAAAAAUCUAUUUAACAUAUUUAACUAUUUAUGAGGUUUGAUGAUAGUACAUGUCAGAUAUAGUUUGAAUAUACUUUUAAGAAUUUUUUAAUCAAGUUCUUAAAUUAUUUUG